Thermochaetoides thermophila DSM 1495 is the source of this 375-nucleotide messenger RNA. RefSeq lists its product as uncharacterized. The record is from RefSeq and is a predicted model, not a curated record. NCBI's taxonomy places the organism in Eukaryota, Fungi, Ascomycota, Sordariomycetes, Sordariales, Chaetomiaceae. Bases 1 to 375 code for a protein of 124 amino acids. The transcript has 2 exons.
AUGCCGGGCACCGGAUACGGGCGAAUCAUCAAAGACAUGCACCCGACAGGCGGGCCAACUGGGGACACGGGCCUCAGAAGUUGGGCCAAGCUGUCCGUGCCGGAGAGAAGAAGUGGAACGUCCGGGACGGGCGGAAUGGCGGCCGAGAGGUGGAAUGUCUCAGACUUGGCCCGAAACGGCCGGCCAACCACGGUGCUGGUGGGCCCCGCCUUUUUGUGGCACCAUGCCAGAGACGAUGACGGAGCGAUUCUGGCCAAAAAGUUUGGUUGCUGGGCUCAUACCGACUCCUCGGAUUCGUUGUGCUUGACGCCGUGCCAGACGAGGGUGGAGUCUUCGGGCUUCCAUGCAGCUCAGCGAGUCACUCGGAACAUCUAA